Messenger RNA from Phoenix dactylifera (date palm), 2623 nucleotides. RefSeq names its product calmodulin-binding protein 60 B-like. The record is from RefSeq and is a predicted model, not a curated record. Lineage: Eukaryota; Viridiplantae; Streptophyta; Magnoliopsida; Arecales; Arecaceae. Gene Ontology annotation, cellular component: nucleus. Gene Ontology annotation, biological process: regulation of salicylic acid biosynthetic process. Gene Ontology annotation, molecular function: calmodulin binding; sequence-specific DNA binding; DNA-binding transcription factor activity.
ACAUCGCGCGAGCCGACCCGCACACAUAGUAUCCCUCAAAGUCCGCGACCAGUCUGAAGCUCCAUUUUUUUUAGGAUUCCCCAUUCCUCCUCUAAAGAAGAACAAACGCGCACAACGACCGAUCCUUUUAGGGUUUGUGAUCCGUCUAGGCAGUAAGAAUCGGAAUCUGGUGUUCGAAUUCUCGAUCGCUUAUAUGAUUUUGGUUCUGGGGUCGUUUUGAUCCGGAGCAUCGGUUCGGAUCUGCGAGAGUUAGGGUUUUAAGGAUCUCUUAAUGCAGAGGCCUGCUCGGCAUCUGGAGCGGUCGGGGACCAUGACGAGGGAGAAGCGCAGGCUGGAUCUGGACGACGGGGACGAACCGCAUCCUGAGUCGAAGCGGCCGAAGGUUCCGGCACUCGCGAGUGUGAUUGUUGAAGCACUCAAGGUGGAUAGCCUGCAAAAACUAUGUUCAUCACUGGAGCCAAUUCUUCGCAGAGUUGUUAGUGAAGAAGUGGAACGUGCAUUAGCAAAGCUGGGUCCUGCUAGGCUUGAGGGAAGAUAUUCUCCAAAGCGUAUAGAAGGGCCUGAUGGAAGAAACCUGCGGCUGCAUUUUAGAUCAAGGUUGUCUCUACCACUUUUUACGGGAGCAAAAGUUGAAGGAGAGCAGGGAGCUGCAAUUCAUGUUGUGUUGAUUGACGCAAAUACUGGCCUUGUUGUAACGUCAGGGCCCGAGUCAUCAGCAAAACUGGAUGUGAUUGUGCUUGAGGGUGAUUUUAACAUUGAAGAUGAUGAUAACUGGACUGAAGAAGAAUUUGAAAAUUACAUAGUCAAAGAGCGUGAAGGAAAGAGACCACUUUUGACUGGUGAGCUCCAGGUAACUUUGAAAGAAGGUGUGGGGACUCUUGGGGAGCUUAUCUUUACUGAUAAUUCUAGCUGGAUACGAAGUAGAAAAUUUAGGCUCGGUCUGAAGGUUGCAUCAGGCUUCUGUGAAGGUAUUCGUAUUCGUGAGGCAAAAACAGAAGCUUUUACUGUUAAGGAUCAUCGAGGGGAAUUAUACAAGAAACACUACCCACCUGAACUAACAGAUGAGGUUUGGAGAUUGGAAAAGAUUGGAAAGGAUGGGGCAUUCCACAAAAAGUUAAAUAAGAGCGGAAUCUUUUCGGUUGAAGAUUUUCUCCGGCUUGUUGUAAGGGAUCCACAAAGAUUACGGAAUAUACUUGGAAGUAGCAUGUCAAAUAAGAUGUGGGAUAGCGUUGUGGAGCAUGCCAAGACUUGUGUCUUGAGUGGAAAGUAUUAUGUAUACUAUACUGAUGAAACAAGGAAUGUUGGUGCAGUCUUCAAUAACAUUUAUGAAUUUAGUGGCCUGAUUGCUGGAGGACAGUUUUAUUCAGCUGAAUGUCUGACUGACAGCCAGAAGGUCUUUGCAGAUACAUUGGUGAAGAAGGCAUAUGAUAAUUGGAUGCACGUUAUAGAAUAUGAUGGCAAGUCUCUUUUAAGCUUCAGGCAGAGCAAGAAGACAACUGCUACACGAAGCGGACAGCCAUCAGCUUCAAAAACCCAUACUGCUUUAUAUGAUCAAGAAGCUUGUCAGCAGCAUAUGUCAACUACAGUUCCAGCUGAGCAUCCUGCAGUGGAUAGGGGAGUGGUUGCUGGAGGAGAUGCUGCUUCUGCUGGGUACAAUGGGAACCAAGUGAACAGAUACUCUGCUCAUCCCCAACAUGUGGAUUCAAAUAUCCAUAUGCAGUAUGAAAGCAGUUCAUUUGCCCCACAAAGUCUGCUCAAUGGAUCUUCUCAGCAAACUCAAAUUACAAGAAAUGAUAGCACUGGGCUAGCACUGGGCCCACCUCAACAGGCAACCCUCGGAUUUCAGCCAUUGGGCCAGUCAAUACUGUCAACAAACCUGAAUUCUUAUGAUGACUGGUCUCGUCAACGGGAUGUCCAGGCUGUUGAAGAUUUUAAUCUCUCGGAGGAAGAGAUCCGCAUGAGAAGCCAUGAAAUACUAGAGAAUGAAGAAAUGCAACAAUUGCUUCGUGUUUUCAGCAUGGGUGGGGCAUCCUCCAGUGUACCAGAAGAUGGAUAUGGUUUUCCAUCCUACAUUCCUUCUCCUUGCCCGAACUUUAACUUCGACGAGGAUCGUAACCGUUCAUCUGGUAGAGCUGUUGUUGGGUGGCUUAAGAUCAAAGCAGCUAUGAGAUGGGGCAUCUUCAUCAGGAAGAAAGCAGCUGAAAGGAGAGCUCAGAUUGUUGAGCUGGAAGAUUAGCAAAUGGAGUCAUGACAUAGUCGUCUUGGUCUUGUGCCAUAGCUUGCGGAAUUAGCUACCGACAUGAAAUGGGUUAACUGUAUACCAGGGAAUGAUGAUGCAGACCUCAAGCUCUGGUUAUGUGACUCCUUGUCUCGGCCAGCGAGUGCUUGUACAUGAUUCUUGGCUGUACAGUAAAGUAAGGUUCUUGUUUAGCUCUUCUGUUAUUAUGAUGUCUGCCCAUGUGCUCUGAAAGAUCUUUAGAAACUGUGCACUAGUUUACUCAAGACUGUUGACUCUUAUGUAAUGCCACCAAUAUAUGUUCACCAUAAUAUUGUUUUGAUUUAAUACCUUCAGAAUGUAACUCUGUAUUGUGUUGAAUAACUAUGGCACAAUUUUCGGGGAGUA